This is a messenger RNA of Periconia digitata, 891 nucleotides long. The record is from the annotation of a GenBank genome assembly. Lineage: Eukaryota; Fungi; Ascomycota; Dothideomycetes; Pleosporales; Periconiaceae.
ACUCAUACAUCAAGUGCCCAUCCAUGUAUGCUUCAGACAAUGUCCCCUGCUCUCGAUACCCUUCCACCCGAGAUUCUUUUCCACAUCCUUUCCUUCACCGACCCCUUCCUGACCUCUUCACUUCCCAACCAUCCCCUCUACUCGGUCGCUGCCACUUCCAACCAUCUGUCCGACAUUGUCGAGGAAUACUCUCGCGGACUGCUCAAGCGCCAUGCCAACAUAGCGCCCUCCAAAACCCCCAAAGCUGCUACCUUGCCCUGCAGAAGGCGAUGGGUACGAUGGAUCAAGGAGACGUGUCAGAUUUGUCGUAGAGCGAGCAAGAGGAAAGCCAUUCUGGAGGCUGGUCAGACCUGCUGCGCAAAAUGCGACCGAGAGAAAUAUCCAAAAAUGACGCAAACUGACGCCAUCAACACUCACGGCCUGUCAAAAUUGGACAUCUUCACUCCAAACGCUUUGCACCCCAAUCUACCGCCUCUCUCUCUCGGAACCUACAUGUGUAUGGGUGGUAGCACAUUGAUGCUUGCCACCAACUCUGUGCUUAGCCGCAAGGCACAUAUUCAUGGACUGCUCGGGGUGGAGAAGGCGUCGGACACCCAGUUCCUGCGGCGGAGAGUGGCUGCUCACGAUCGUUUGAUCAAGCACAUGGGCAUCGUCUUCCAAGUAAGGGCUGGCACGGGCAUAUGGGUCAAGAGACGUCAACCAGGCCGGGAUGAUCGACGUCAUGGCGGGUCAGAGGUCAAGGCUAAGACUCCCUUGAGCAUGGCUUCGGCGCAGACGAGGGAUACCUACGUGAAUAUCAAUCUGGAAAAGGAAUGGGCUGCCAUGGGCAUGAGCGUUCGUGAAGCUGAUCCAUCAUAUUCAUGUCAGCCCUCUGCACCACUUCGAACUUGA